GCCCGGACGUGGCACUCGGCAGUAGCCCUGUGUGGAAAUCAGAGAAAACCGACCAAACGUUGCUUGUGCUGUGGCUAAUAUCAGUGCUCUUUUUCUAGACUCAAACAUCCUUGGCCAGUUAUGGGGCUCACCAUCUCGUCGAUCUUCAGCCAGCUCUUUGGCAAAAAACAAAUGCGGAUUUUGAUGGUUGGGCUGGAUGCUGCCGGGAAAACGACUAUCUUGUACAAAUUGAAGCUGGGUGAAAUUGUAACCACCAUCCCAACCAUUGGUUUCAAUGUAGAGACUGUAGAAUACAAAAAUAUCAGUUUCACUGUAUGGGACGUGGGUGGCCAGGACAAGAUCAGACCCCUCUGGAGACAUUACUUCCAGAACACACAGGGCCUCAUCUUUGUAGUGGACAGCAAUGACCGUGAAAGAGUGGCAGAGUCUUGUGAAGAGCUCUCAAAGAUGUUGAUGGAGGACGAGUUGAAAGAUGCAGUUUUGCUGGUGUUUGCUAACAAACAGGACCUUCCCAAUGCCUUAUCAGUCAGUGAACUCACAGACAAACUCGGCCUACACGCCCUCCGCAACAAAACUUGGCACAUUGAGUCAACCUGCGCCACCCAGGGCACUGGGCUGUAUGAAGGACUUGACUGGCUAUCCAAAGAGUUGUCCAAGAACUAAUGAAAGAUGGACAGAUGAGAGAGAGAGAGAGAGAGAGAGACACUGAACACCACAAGACAGGAGAGAAGGCACAGACAUUCAAUCCCGAAACAUUUGGUCUUCCAGUGCAGAUGUUCACUAAAAAGGACAUGGCUGGUGGACAAUAUAAUCAUCUUUGGGAAAUUUUAGUAUCUCUUAUUUUUUCUUUUGUUACUCUUAUUAGAGUAUUAGCGUAUUAUCUCUUGACAUAAUCUCUUUUUUUCUCCUUUUGUUCUUACAUGGCAACAAGUUGUAAUAACGCAUUCAGUUGCAUGUUGCGCAAAUGGCCUUUUAGGGAAAUUUCAUGGAAAGAAUGUACAGAGAAAUGAGUUGUAUUACCACUUGACACAUUGGCCCCUGUCUAGGCAGCAUUUGCAGUAAUCAACCACUUGUAUAAUUGUUGGACUUGCAUUCAGCCAUUGUCGAGCCUUGGGUGGGGGAUAUGAUGAUAAAACCCUAGAGCUUUGGUGACGAACAGCUUGUACGCUGCCACAAGCUGUUCAUCUCCACAACCCCUUGUGGAUAUUUGACUCCCUUGCAGACCUGACCCUUUGCUCUUCACUGCCUUAGCCCCAUGCCAACUCAUUUCUGUAAAGGCCUGUACCACGAGAUGGAGGAGGAUUGCUGUGAUUUCACAGGUAGAUUUUGUUAGUAGUGUUGAACCAUGUGGAACGUUGUGCCUUCUGGUCCCUCUUUACACAAAUCUGAGUAAUCCUUUCGUUAUGCUCUUUGAUGUUUUUUUUGCUUUUGAAAGACAAUAAUGCAAUAAGACACUUCCUUUUGUGCUGCAGCGUAUGCUGUGGUGCAGCAGAACAGUGUUGAGUGCUUAUUUGCGACUUGACUUUGCAACAGGAUUUUAUCCUGUUGGAAUAUUAGUGAAUUUGUCCUCACUCCUUUUUUUUUCCUUUUUUUUUUUUUUUAAUAGCCACCAUGAAAAACUGAUUUAAUUAUCAUUUCAGUGCUUUAUAUACUCUAACGGGAAAUCUUUUUUAACCUAUAAGACGAAGGAAGUGUAUUUUCAGUGCAACAAAGUAAAGUAGCAUGUUUUUGUUGUUUUUUUGGCAGAGCUUAGUGCUGAGUUUGUUGUACUGUCUGAUGGCAAAUACUGUAUGAUAUUCUGAAUGAUUCUACCCCUAUUGAAACACAAAAAAACAUACCUGCCCUUCAAUUUAUUCAUGUAUACAUUCCAACCUAUGCUUGCAGAUGCUGGAGCUGCCACUAAAAAUUGCUAAAAAUACUUUACUAAAAAGCUCUGAAUAAAGCAAAUGUUUGAAAAAAAA
Messenger RNA from Micropterus salmoides (largemouth bass), 1961 nucleotides. Its product is annotated as ADP-ribosylation factor 4-like. NCBI's taxonomy places the organism in Eukaryota, Metazoa, Chordata, Actinopteri, Centrarchiformes, Centrarchidae. The coding region runs from base 121 to 663 and encodes 180 amino acids. Gene Ontology annotation, cellular component: cytoplasm; plasma membrane. The record is from RefSeq and is a predicted model, not a curated record. The transcript has 6 exons. Gene Ontology annotation, molecular function: GTPase activity; GTP binding. Gene Ontology annotation, biological process: vesicle-mediated transport; intracellular protein transport.